CAAGUCCGCCACGCGACUCCCUGCCAACUUCUAAUCAAAAAAAUUGAUGAACAAAACUCCAAAAACUUGCACCAAACCAAAUCGAACUCCCCUUUUUCUAAUCCCUUACAUACACCGCGCGUCCCACGUGCUUCCUUCGAAGUUUCAACUCCAAAACAGUGAAUUGAAACACCUCGAUUUUGCUUCCAAGCAAAUUUCUCUUCUGGGUCUGUGUUCAAUCCAAACAAUCGUGUUCUUAAUCUUGGAUUGUUUAUUGUUCAAUCCAAGCGUCUUUCUCAUCUGGGUUUGUGUUCAAUCUAAACAAUCAUGUUCUUAGCUUAGUAGAUAUUCGUUUGAGCGUGUUUGGUUUAAUCUGGGUUAAUCAAGCAUAUUUCUCAUCUGGGUUUGUGUUUUCAAUCCAAACAAUCGUGUUAUUAGCUUAGUGGAUUUUCCUUUGAGCACAUUUGUCAUCUGGGUCUGUGUUCAAUCCAAAGAAUCGUGUUCUGAGCUAGGUUGAUUUUCGUUUGAGUUUGUGUGGUUUAAUCUGGUUCAAUCCAAGCAUAUUUCUCAUCUGGGUCUUUGCUCAAUUUUCAUGGCACACAAUAUUUCCUUUCUUGUAUUGUUCUUGUUAUUGAUUCCUUCAUAUACCCAUGUUCAAUCCACAGAGGAAGGUUUCAUAUCUAUAGAUGUAUUCAGUAAGGGCAUCGAUUUUGCUAAAGAUUUGCUAAUCAACUCUGCAAUCUCCUCCAUGACUCCGCUCGAGGUGCCCCAAAUUGAGAAACCAGUGAAAAUUCCAGUUGUUGGUACAGUUCAUAUCACUCUUUCAAACAUAGUUCUUUAUCAGCUUGAGGUCCCUAAUUCCACCGUCAAAUCUGGAGAUACCGGUAUAACUAUUGUUGCUUCUGGGGCCAAGGCAUAUUUGAAUAUGAAUUGGAGCUAUCACUAUGGUACUUGGUUAGAGAUUAAAGAUAAAGGUGUUGCCGCCGUGGAGGUUAAAGGCAUGGAAAUUGGACUUACUUUAGGGUUGAAGAACCAACAAGGAACUCUUGAGCUGUCUCUCCUGCAAUACGGAUGUCAUGUGGAGGAUAUUUCUAUAAAGAUGGAAGGUGGAGCAUCUUGGCUAUACCAAGGAAUUGUGGAUGCUUUUGACAAGAAAAUACGUUCACAAAUUGAAGAUGCUAUUUCCGAGAAAAUCGAAGAUGGGAUUAUUGAGCUUGACUCUUCAUUGCAAUCGCUUCCAAAAGAAGUUGCAGUAGAUAAAAUUUCUGCCCUGAAUGUUACCUUUGUGAAUGACCUUGUUUUCAGUAAUUCUUUCAUUGGCCUUGAGAUUGAUGGGUUAUUCACAGCAAGGGAUGAGAUUAAAGCUUCUAACCAUUAUUCAAGAAAUUCACUAGCUUCAGUUCCCUGUGAAGGUCCAGCUAAGAUGGUUGGGAUUUCAAUACAUGAAAAUGUUCUUAAUUCAGCCUCUUUGGUUUACUUUAAUGCAGAUGUUAUGCAUUGGAUUGUUGAUGAGAUACCGGAUCAGUUCUUGUUGAACACUGCCGAAUGGAGACAUAUUCUUCCUCAGCUGUACAAUCAAUACCCAAAUGAUGAGAUGAAUGUGAAUAUUUCUAUAACUUCACCACCGAUAAUAAAAGUUACACAGCAGAACAUUGAUGCUGAAAUUUACUCAGAUUUGACAAUUGAUGUUUUGGAUGGUGGCAAAGUAAUACCAGUUGCAUGCAUCUCAGUGGUGAUUAAUCUUUCAGGUUAUCCUGAAAUCUCUAGGAAUAAUCUAGCUGGUAGUGUCAAAUUGAAUGAUCUCACCUUGUCUUUGAAGUGGAGCACAAUUGGUAGCUUGCAUAUUCAUCUACUGCAGCCAGCAAUUGAAGCUGUCCUGAAAACGGUUCUCGUGCCAUACGUGAAUUUACUCCUCUGGAAAGGAGUUCCUUUGCCAGAUUUACUGGGCUAUACGCUUCACAAUGCUAAAUUCAGCUACAUUGAUUCAAGGAUUAUUGUUUGCAGUGAUAUAGCGUCCUUAGAACAACACAAACUUGAUGCUCUUGUGGUUUAUUAUGAGUAGCUAUUCUAGGCAAGUGUAUUGGAAUGUACAAGCAAAUUGCUAAGAAUGUGAAAUGUUUAUUAUUGUUUCAUGUAACAUUUCACACAGUUUGCUUUUUAUUUUUUAUUUUCAAGUGCCUUGUAAAAUAGUGUGUUUGUAUUGGACAUAUUUGUAACAUGCAACUCUAUUUGUGAACUUGAGAAGAAUAGUUAUUUCUAGGGGGGUUUGGCAAUUUGGUUUUU
Camellia sinensis is the source of this 2262-nucleotide messenger RNA. Its product is annotated as putative BPI/LBP family protein At1g04970. NCBI's taxonomy places the organism in Eukaryota, Viridiplantae, Streptophyta, Magnoliopsida, Ericales, Theaceae. Gene Ontology annotation, molecular function: lipid binding. The record is from RefSeq and is a predicted model, not a curated record.